UCCUCCUCAAUUCCAGGCAGAAGCUAGCAAUGCACGGGAACGCAGAAGGGAGCCAAGGUUCUGCAUUUCGGCGCGCAAAAGCGAGGAAACGCCAGUGGCGGCUGCUGCGGGGAGCCGUAAAGUCGCUUGGUAGUUGUGGAGUAGAAGGAGAGCCCUUCGCCUUCCUGUGCAUUGCUUUUAAAAAAAGAAGGGAGCGUAGAAAGAGAGAGAGGAGGAGGAGAGAGAGAUUGUGUGAGAGAAGGGGAGUGUCUCCGCGGGGGGAGCGUCUGGGCGCGCGCGAGGAAAGUUGGCUGGACGUGGAGACCCAGCUUGGAGCGGGGAAAGGACGCCGCUUCCCUGCCAAGCGAGUUCCGUGAGGGGAGCCAGAGGCGAGGAAGGGAGAAGAAGAAGAAGAAGGCGCCCGCUCGACCUCGGCAGCUGCAGCCUUUCCCUUUUAGAAGAAGCCUGCCCUGGCCGGACCUCGACGCCUCAGGCGACAACAGACCAUUGGCUGCGUCUGUGAGGUCUUAUCCAUAUCAAAUUGGAGAUGGCAGAAAUUGGCUCACAAGCAAACAUCAAGGAAAAGAUCAAUGCGGUGCGAUCAAUUGUACCCAACAAAAGCAACAAUGAAAUAGUGCUGGUGCUACAACAGUUUGAUAACAACGUCGACAAAGCUGUACAAGCUUUUGUGGAUGGCAGCGCACUUCAAGUUCUAAAAGAAUGGAAUAUGUCAGGGAAAAAGAAGAUCAGCAAAAGGAAAAGAACAAACUCUAAGCAGCACUUCCAUAGCAGAGAUAUGAAAGGUAAAGAGGAAGGGAGAGAAAAGUUGUCGUCUCUGGAAUCCCAAGGAUUAUUUGGCUGCCACCUGAAUGGCUGUAAUAAGGAGAUUUCCCCCAGCGAACCUGCCAGUGAAAAACCGAAAGCAAUUCCUCAAGAACCAAAGAGCUUUGAAGGCAAGGACAGGGCAGAGGCAAAACCAGAAACCGCAGACCGAAAGGCAGACCAAAAAACCAUACCUAUAGAAGCUGGCCGAAAAUAUGUAAAUAGCGCACAGCUGCCUGAUGCUUUCCAGUCCUCCCACCCAUCUCAGUGCAGUGUUGGUAGGCCGAAGGCAAAGACAUCCGUGGUUAAGCCGUCUGUCCCCACAGCCCACCUUGAAAUAAAACCAGAGGAUUCAGUCAAGAAAAGAGGUCCGAACAUUGAAAAAUCUGUAAAAGAUCUUCAGCGGUGCACUGUUUCUCUGACAAGAUACCGCAUGAUGAUUAAAGAGGAGGUGGAUAAUUCUGUGAAGAAGAUUAAAGCCGCCUUUGCAGAACUACAUAGCUGUAUCAUAGACAAAGAAGUCUCUUUAAUGGCAGAAGUUGACAAAGUUAAAGAGGAAGCCAUGGAAAUCUUAACCGCUCGUCAGAAAAAAGCUGAAGAAUUGAAGAGGUUAACAGAUUUAGCUAGCCAAAUGGCAGAGUCUCAGUUGGCUGAACUGAGGGCUGAAAUUAAGCAUUUUGUAAGCGAACGUAAAUAUGAUGAAGAAUUGGGAAGAUCUGCCCGCUUUUCCUGUGACAUAGAACAGCUGAAGACUGAGAUUCUGCAGUGCGGAGAACUUUCUCACCCAAAGAACAAUUAUUCCUCAAGAACACCUUCCGGCCCACUGCUGCAGUCGACGUCUUUGCGCACAGCAACCACCAUACCAAGCACAUACAUCCAAAAAUCUUCAAAUCGAAUUCGUGCCAAGACUCCUGAUGGCAAAGCAGCAACACCUAAAGUCUCCAACCAAGUUAGCACAAACACCACAGAAUCUUCUCCUCAGACCAUUUCAACAAACAAACAGAAUGCAGCUUCUAGCCACAGGCGGAGAUUUUACACGCAGUAUCAUGGAAUUCGGCUCAAUGGACCGCUUAAGUCUCCAAGUGCCAUUAACGAGUCAGAUCAGAACAGCACGAAAGUCAGCUCUCGACAGGAAUACAGAAGACAGCACCAUAAUAGUUUCCGGUCAAAAAACAAAGGCACUUUUAAAACCCAAGAGCAUUCUGCAGCAGCAAAAAGCAUGGAAACUCUAACGUAUCCAGAGAAAACAAGACGAAAGCAUCCUUUGCCAGGCCCCACAGAGCCCAGGCCUUUAUGCAGCAAUAUUACAAGGGUUUCUCAGUGCAACUUACGUCCUGCAAGAAUAGAAACCUCCACAGAGGCCCCUGUCCUUUCAGUGCCAGCUGUGACACUGGUGGCAUGAGGAUUGGAGAGACAGACGACUAGCAAAUGUAAUGCAUUUUCAUAUUUAAGUUUCUCACUAAAGGUGCUUUCUUUUUAUUCCAAAUACUGUACACACACACAAAAAAAGCUUGUGUAGAAUACUACAAUUGUGGUAAACCAAACUUACUGGGGGUUUUCUAAACCACAGUAAUCUGCCAUAUCUCGUUUCAUACUAUAAAGGCUUUGCUCAAUAUAUUCGAUAUUGUUUUUUCUCAUAACAAUGCAGCUUUUAGCUAGCCAGUGCCUAGUAAAACAAUGAAAUUGUU
Messenger RNA from Podarcis raffonei (Aeolian wall lizard), 2489 nucleotides. It is a transcript of the gene SPATS2L, whose product is annotated as spermatogenesis associated serine rich 2 like. NCBI's taxonomy places the organism in Eukaryota, Metazoa, Chordata, Lepidosauria, Squamata, Lacertidae. Gene Ontology annotation, cellular component: cytoplasm. The coding region runs from base 527 to 2203 and encodes 558 amino acids. The transcript is spliced from 12 exons. The record is from RefSeq and is a predicted model, not a curated record. Gene Ontology annotation, molecular function: protein binding.